GCGCUGCCCCCGCUGCUCGUGCCCGCCGCCUCCGCGCCGCCCCCCGCCCUCUACGUCGCCUCCGCCGGCGGCGGCACCACCUCCCCGGGCCGACAGCGCCUCCGGCCCCCGUCGUCCACUGCGUCUUCGGCGACGCUGCCGCCCCACGCCCCCGCCAGCCUCAUCGCAGCCACCGGUUCUGAUGGCGCCGUCUCCUUCGUCGCCCCACCUCCAGGGCGGCGGACGGUGGUGGAGGAUGGCGUGUACUGGGGGGCGCAGGUGGAGUCGUCGCUGCCCCCGGGCUACGGGGACGCCGACGCGGAGCGGUGGCGCCGAUACGCGCGCUCUGCGCCGCUAGCGCGCCUCGAAGCCGACGGCUGCGGCCGCACCUACAACCGGCUGGCCGUCUUCGCCGACGGCGAGCGCGCCUGCUGCCGCUACCGGCAGAACAUCGACCAGCUGCAGGGAGAGGUGUUCAGCUACCUGCUGGCGCGGGAGCUGGGGCUGCCGAACCUGCCGCCGGCCACGUGGCAGCCGGUGCGCGCGCGGCAGGCGCGGUGGUCGCGCGUGCGCUCUCAGCUGGCGCUGGCGCAGUGGGCGGACGGCUGGCCCGUCGUGCUGACGCGCUUCCUGCCCGAGCUGCGCCCGGCGCACAUCCCGCCGCUGCUGCGCGGGCCCGCGCGACGUCUCCACCCGCCGGACGCGCGCGCCGCCAACGCCACCGACCUGCCCGAACUGGCGCAGUGGUCCGACCUGCUGGUGUUCGACUUCCUCACCGCCAACCUCGACCGCUUCAUCAACAACCUGUACAACCUGCAGUGGAACCCGGCCAUGAUGGAGGCGCCCGCGCACAACCUGGCGCGCGACUCGCGCACCGGCCUGCUCGUCUUCCUCGACAACGAGAGCGGCCUGCUGCACGGCUACCGCCUGCUCGACAAGUACGGCCGCUUCCACGCCGACCUGCUGGCCGCGCUCUGCGUCUUCCGCCGGCGCACCGCGGACGCCGUCAAGCGGCUGGCGGCCUCCGGAGACGUCGGCGCCGCGCUGGAGCGCCGCUUCCGCCGCGCGGGCAGCGCCGCCGACGGCGACGACGAGGAGACCAACGAGGUGGACGCCCUGCCGCCGCUGCCCGAGAAGAGCGUCCAGAUCCUCAACGAGCGGCUGCGCCUCGCAGCCGACCACAUUGAGGCAUGCGAGCGGAGGUACGCGUAGCACAAGCCCCCUGGGGCUCCCGCCGCACGCUGCCUCGCCGGCUUCUCGCCACUCGACUACUGCAGUCAGAAGCGGGUCUCACAGUCGUCGCAAGACUGUAGGGAGGACGUCUGCUCUCGAAGCACUGAGCGCCUCGGCCACCACUGGACGAACGACGUCUCUUCCAGUGAAGCCAACCCGAGUUGACUCCUUUCUACGACAUCCGUCAUCACCUCCACGCAGGUCCUGUCAUCAGUUUCUGAGAUUUCCGAUAACUCAGACCUUUUAUGUGGCUACCAUCAGCAUACAAAACAACGAAUUCGCCAGUGUUUUACUUGUGAUUAACUGUCUGUGUCAUCUGGAUGCUGGAAAAUUCUGCUUCCUUUCGUCUACUUGCUGUGCAAUUCUCGACAGAAGAGUCGUGUUGUCUCGGCUUGUAUGUCAGUGCAUGUUUGCAAGAACUGUCCCUCAUUACACACAUUAUAAUGUUUCGAGUUUGACAGAGGUAGACUAAUGGCAAAGGACAGGUAGACGUUUUCUCUCUACACGAACUUUGUCCCAAUACGCAUUGACCUGGUGUGGUUACCAGUACGAACAUUCGAAAGCAGGCUCUUCCACACUUACAGGUCUCUCUCUGGUUGAAACAUUCUAGAGCAAAGGGCACGAACAUCUCGAAGUGGAAACUUAAACAGUAUAUUAAUUAUCUACUGCAGCUGUGGUACGCAAAGUCGUUGUGGAAAUUUGGGAAAGUGUAUAUACAAGGCAUAGAUGAGAGGCAGAAUUGUUUCUCAAUAAUCCUUGCCACCAAGGCGCAUUCGAAGUGUACGGUUACGCCUCGGUUAGUGGCACGCUCAUAAGUUACUGGUACGUGGAAGAGCGCCAUUUCAGUGCACUCGGGGCUAUGGACAGCCGCUCUUAUGUGCCUGACAUUCCACGUCUGCAUUCUGUUUUCUUGGAGCUACCGACAGGACCAGAAAGCGUGGCGCAGUACUGGCACUCUUCCAGGCGCUGUGUGGUGGUCCUCCCAUUGUCCAGGCCCGCCGGAGAAAAUGUCAGGGGUGACCGGAGGAAGUGCGCAAGAGACAAUACCGUUUUUCUACGGCGCGGGCGACACAAAAGGACGCCGCCGUGCGAAGGCAUACAGCGGAGGCUGCAGCGUCAUUAAAACUGUGGUAGGCGCCCGGCGCGCUGCCUCUGACAGGCUUCCAUUGUUGACGGCUUGCGGAGACGAGUAGGUCGCCAGCCAGUGGGAGGGACCUGGGGCCGUGGCGAAGAGGCGGCAUCCAGCGACUGCUUCCUUGGCGGAAGAUAUUCGAGUGACAAAGAGAACAAACAAAGAGAGAGAGAGAGAGAGGUUAUGUGUGUGUUGUGUGUGUGUGAGGCAGAAAGAAACAGUGUUACAAAAACACAGCUACUGUCUAUGUAAUAAACCAAUUA
Molecule: messenger RNA, 2607 nt
Organism: Schistocerca cancellata (South American locust)
Lineage: Eukaryota; Metazoa; Arthropoda; Insecta; Orthoptera; Acrididae
Gene: fj
Product: extracellular serine/threonine protein kinase four-jointed
Exons: 3
Biological process (GO): cell-cell signaling
Source: RefSeq, a predicted model, not a curated record